AUGUAUCGCCGUCCGAAGAUUGUUGCUACAUCUAGAAUAAGUCUAAAGCCACCACCAAAUAUCGAUCCCACCAAAGCAUCAUUGGCUUAUGGACGACUGGCAGUACCUCGCUUAGAGCGCGAACUAGGGUCUGGUGAUCUGCUCACGCGUCAGAGGGGUAUUAGAGCCUUGUGUGACUACUUACAUGAUCCAGAGCACAUUGCUGAGGCAGUACAUGGUGGUGUUAUCUCUCUUCUUAAACGCCUGCUAAGAGAUCCGGAUGUGCCUUGUCGAGCCAUGGCCGCAGAAUGUUUCAUAGUCCUCAACCAACACCCGAUUGGACGCAAAGCUUUUAUUGAAGCCAAAGUUUACGACGUAAUGAAACUUCUUUUCUCCUUGUAUGAACCUGAUAUUGUCCGUCUCAAUGCGCAUCGCUCGAUAGAAUUAGUCGUUUUAAAUCCUAUAUAUACCCAAAUGCUUGUAAAGGACGAUAUUGUUCCCUUGUUGAUCGCAUACCUUGAAAAUGAAUUUGUGGAAAUUAAGGUCUUAAUUCUUGAUACACUUAACAAGUGCCUUGCCAUUGACACUGAUGCCGGUUUGGACGCCAAUGGAAUCUGCAUUUUUAGCAAACUUCUUGUCCAUCACGAUUCGACUAUUCGUUACAAGAGUGUUCAGGCCAUAUUCAGGCUAGUAGCAAAUGACCGUGGAAAAAUUCAGGCAAUUGAGAAAGAAACGGUUCCUAGAUUGAUUCACCUGCUUCUCGAUAUGGAUCCCGAAGUUCGAGCCUCAGCUGCAGGAGCUCUUGCAUUUAUAUGUGUUAUCACGCGAGGUCGAUAUGAAUGCCUCAGCGGCGAUGCGAUUCCCAAUCUUCUGCGUUGUCUUUUGAAUCAAAGCACCCGAGUCCGUGUUAACGCACUAAAGGCUUUGGCUAGCAUCGGAGAGGCACCCGAAGGGCGACGCAUUUUGCAAAAGUCGCUCGAACAGAUCGAAUGUUUGAUGGGUGAUGAGAGUGCUGCAGUUAGAAAGCACGCCAAAAUAGCCGCGGAUGUGAUCAAAUGGAAGCCCUGGAACCUGGAGAACCGCUGUCGCGAUAAGUCUGAGACACUGAAGCUCUGUACAUGCAAAUACUAA
Messenger RNA from Echinococcus granulosus, 1110 nucleotides. RefSeq names its product Rhabdoid tumor deletion region protein. The record is from RefSeq and is a predicted model, not a curated record. The coding region runs from base 1 to 1110 and encodes 369 amino acids. The transcript is spliced from 8 exons. Lineage: Eukaryota; Metazoa; Platyhelminthes; Cestoda; Cyclophyllidea; Taeniidae. Gene Ontology annotation, molecular function: protein binding.